Messenger RNA from Rhizophagus irregularis DAOM 181602=DAOM 197198, 386 nucleotides. Lineage: Eukaryota; Fungi; Glomeromycota; Glomeromycetes; Glomerales; Glomeraceae. The record is from RefSeq and is a predicted model, not a curated record.
CUGAACAACUUUUAAUUAAUAAAUAAAGUUGAUUUCAUUUGUCCAAAGUGAAGAUUAUAGUGUAUUUGGAAAAAGAAGUUUAAUUUAAAAAAAAUUUAUAUAAAAAAAAUGUAAUAUAAAAAUUAAGAACUGAGUUGACAAAAAUUUGAGAUAACAUGAAUUUUAAUUAAUUCUUUCAUUGAUUAUAAAUUCAAGUAGUUUAAAAUAAAAAUAGUAAGAAAAAAUAUUUUUUAUGAAAUAUCACAUUAUUUUCUAAAAGAAAGUCUUAUAAAUUUAAUUUGUAAUUAUGUAAUAUCCAAAUAUUUAAUCUUACAAAUAGAAAAAAAUGUAAAAAAAAUUUAUGAUGUUUUAUAAAAAAAGAAAAAAUUUUAAAUUUUUGAAAAAAA